Exophiala xenobiotica is the source of this 3866-nucleotide messenger RNA. RefSeq lists its product as uncharacterized. The record is from RefSeq and is a predicted model, not a curated record. Gene Ontology annotation, biological process: DNA-templated transcription; regulation of DNA-templated transcription. The coding region runs from base 74 to 2194 and encodes 706 amino acids. Gene Ontology annotation, molecular function: carboxy-lyase activity; DNA-binding transcription factor activity, RNA polymerase II-specific; DNA binding. The transcript has 4 exons. NCBI's taxonomy places the organism in Eukaryota, Fungi, Ascomycota, Eurotiomycetes, Chaetothyriales, Herpotrichiellaceae.
UUGUUGAUUCACACCACUGACGUCUCUCGUGCACCCAACCAUCAGUCCACUUUCCUCGUCAAACCUUGCCGCAAUGGACGCUGAACAUCAGACCGAUGGAGACGAGGAUCACGUUUCGCCAGCCCAAGUCAAUCAGAUCCUACGCCGGAAACGCAAGGCUCGCGAACGACGAGCCUGCUACCCUUGCCGGCAGCGCAAAGUCAAAUGUAAUUACGAAACGCCUUGUCAACGCUGCAUCGAUCGAGACCACGUAGAUCUUUGUUCCUACCAACAAGCCCCCAAAGGCACCACUGAGGCUGAACCUCUUCCGAAUCCUCCUGUUUCCAGCUCCAGUCAUGGCCAUGGUCCGCAACGCGCCGGCCCAGACUGGAACCAGCUUUGGUCGAAAUUGCAGACUGUCGAGGGCUUCCUCCGAGACAUCAAGAAUGGAUUAGCCAGCCAUGUUACGGAUACGUCGCCGGCCGAUAGUGCACUAUCUGUCAGACAGGGGAAUUCCCCUAGCCAGGGCACAAGAGAAGCGAACAUCACUGCGGUACCUGUGUUUCCCCCCAAGAGUGGUCUGGUAGCAGAUGGCUCAGUCUAUCUGGGCUAUGAUUCCGUCCCCGCCAUGGCCUUGGCUCUGGGCAGUAGGAACGACGGAGAGGCCACGCAAAACGUCGCUGGCAAUAGUGUUUUGCCGUUGUUUGGCCUCGACAAUGAGUCUGCGACCUACCCUUUCACCGACCUCUGGGGCUUGACCGAUACACCUUCACGGGUCAAGGAGGUUUGCAAAUUGAUACCCUCAGAUGCCGAUUGCUUUCAGCAUCUGCGACAUUACCGCGAUAAUGCCCACGCCCUCUAUCCUGCAGUCGUCAAUAUCGACCAAUUUGAGACUGAAAUGUCCCGGUUCCUCAUUACCCGGUCAAGCCGUCGUUCGCAGGUCGAUGUCUAUGUUGAUCAGUCUUCAGACAUAUAUGGCCAAACGGUCCAUUGGCUCAGCCUCUUGUUUGCAUGUCUAGCAUCGGGUUGCCAGUGCUCAUCCCUUCCACGAAAGGAACGUCAACUGACUGCACAGGUCUACGUGUGCUGUGCCUACGAAUGUUUGCGAAUAAGCAAUCAUCUGUCAAGGCCAACGCCAGUGGACAUUCAGUCCCUGUUAGUGGUGGGGAAUGUCAUCGCCAACAGCAUGAAUGCCGGCGUGGCCUGGUCAUUGCUUGGGCUUACCACCAGAUUGGCUCAGACCAUCGGUUUGCAUGAACCGGCAGAGUUCUCCGCAUCGCCGGACGAGGGACGUUUCCGAGAAGAGAUCUGGUGGCAGAUUGUAUGGCAGGAUAGUCUACUCUCUAUUCUGUUCGACAGAUCCCCGGCAACUUCCACAAUCGCUACGACGCGGCCGCAUCAUGUUUCCAUGCACGAUUCGGACAAAUUGUCCUACAUCAACUGCAUGAAGAGACUUUGCGCGGCCAUCCUUGACAUUGUUCGCGAUCGUUCUGUCUCCGUCGGCGCAAGCCAGGAAGUUUCACUUAUCCUCAAGCACCGAGACAGGCUGACGGCCAUCUUGGGUCAAGCAGCGCCGCACCUCACCGAUGUGUCUGCAUCCAGAAGUAUGAGAGACCAACUCGAGCACUGGAAUCUAUCACUUCAUCUUUCCUACGUCAUGUUCGACCUGCACCGAGCCACUCUCCGAAACCAGAGUGACACAGCAUUGGGUCAUCUCCGAGAUGCAUGCGUCGACAGCCUGGCCAGUACCGUACACGCUUAUUUAGGCCUCCAAAAUGUGUCCUCAACUACGAGAACGUCCUGGAUUGCGACGCAGAGGGCCUUAAGCUCCGCCCUCCUUUUGGGCAUCAUAAAGGAGCACGAGAAGAACCAACGUGUCCACACUCUUCUACAGGACCUUUUGACGGUCAUGACGAAUCUCAACUCCGACACUGUUCCGUCCGAGGUGCCAGCUCCUAUCGCGAGGGCCAUUGCAGCCCUACGUAGAUUCCUGCACUCUUCUGAUGCGAUGGAAGUCGAUAAUCCUCAAUGGUCUGGUCAUGUUUCCAUGCAAGGGAGCAGAGAUGGGUCACGGUCUUAUGACGCAUCUACAUUCAACUCUCCGACAAUGACGCCCGCGAAGUCUCCUCAUGGCAUCAGCCCAUUCUCCCUCCUAGGGGACAUACUCUGGGGAACCCAGUCUAUGCAAGCUCAAGGUCUCUAUCGACGGUCUUAGGCGAGCUCUUCAAAUCUCUGUUGGUCCUCCGAGCGAUGUUGAACCGUCUUGGAGGGUCGCCACUACCACGCGGCUGUUUCCGAAGCACGUUCCUUGGAGCUUGUACGUCUUCCCUGACCUCCGCACGGCCAUUCCCUGGGAAAGGACGAACCUCGAAAGACAUUGUUCUAUGAUGCCGUAUGGUUCAACAAGCAGGCUGGUCAAAAAUAUGUAUGAUACUUCUGCUAUCACGAUCAUCGGAUCUCCCAACGCUGCGAUUAUGCGCCUAUACCCAGAAGCACACUGGAACACAUCAUCUAGUAAGGCAUGAAACAUGAUUCAACCGUCGAACGCCAGCCUCCCUACUAUUGCAACGCAGGAGUCCGCGCGGCAGUGAUGAUGGAAUGGCCGGAAGCGCCAAAUGUUCCUGACGGACAUCCGGCUCAUAACGAUUGAUGUACAUCAACCUGGGCCCCAAACAGGACACCUUUAUCAUGCUGCCUUCGUUCAAAACAUUGCUCCGCUUGUCUUCACUGGCCCCCGGCUGUAUCCUCCUGAGAUGCCACAAAGAAACGCCACCUAUGGGCUAAGCGUCAAAAAACCUCUCCUUGAAACCAUGGAUAGCUCCAGGAAGGUUGGCCAUCGCACAUGACGGAAUAGUCAGAAGGGAACCGCAUUGGGUCGUAAGGUUCUUCAAAAUUCCAGUCAUUCAGUGGAUCCGGAGAUGUAUUGCAAGAUGGACUUGAGCUGUCGAGAUGAUCAAAUUCCUCGAAAUCGAUGCCAUCCAUGAAUUGAGACUCUUCUCUGGUGGAUGAAGACUGGGUAGUCUCAACAUGACUAUGUCUUGCGCUUGCCGACGAUCCAUCAUCCGUUGGCGAGUUUGCAAUUUUAGGCGGUGGUUUGUGCGUGCGAAGUUCCACGCGAGGCUCAACAAUGUCGACAGGGGCUAAACCGAGAGACUCCACAAUAUCCUUUACAGACAUGUCGCUUUCUGGAGAGCUCACGUUCGAGUCUUCAGGGUCCUGUUCCGCUUGCAGUCGGCGAUGCAGGAUAUGAACACACUCGACCAGGAUCGACUGUUGGCGUGCCAAUUGCUCCGCAUAUCUCAUGGCCGUGUUAGCAGAGCGACAACAAGGAGAGAAUUGACAGUGUUGUACUUACGCUGCCGCGGUCUGAGAGCCCGAGGAUUUCCGCACAUACUUGUAAGUGCAACAAGUUUGGCUUCUCGAGCACUUCCCGCAGGGUUCUCCACCAUCGCACUGUUUGGCGAGUUGCCAUAUGUCAGUCUAUAUGCUAUGCUGCAUAGCAGCGCGACGUCUUCACCCACCUUGGCCUUUUUAAUUCUGCAAAAAUCGCACGCCCGCGAGAUACGAUUCCUUUCCUGCCGUCCGGGUUUGCGGCAAGAUGAGAUUCCCGCAUUUCUAGGUAGUACCCGUUUCAACUCGUUCAGGGCGUCGAGUUUUUGGUAGUUGUUGUCUGCUGCGAGCAUGCUGGGCAAGUUGUAUGACGCCUGGCUUUCUUUUGCUUUUGUUACGCAAAGUCAAAGCAGGUUUGAGCAACGGAGUCAAGAUUGAUGAGCCGACCAUGGGCUCUACAUCUCAGCAUUAAUAGGUAGUCGUGAGCCAGAUGCAUCAAAGAUCGGCUACCGGCUACUACUAGUUAGUUUACGUCAAGACAAAGCACCAUUUCCUCC